Molecule: messenger RNA, 2328 nt
Organism: Salpingoeca rosetta
Lineage: Eukaryota; Choanoflagellata; Craspedida; Salpingoecidae
Exons: 8
Coding region: 451-1713 (420 amino acids)
Source: RefSeq, a predicted model, not a curated record
GUUGCGGUGCGAAGCCCCCAAACACCAACCAACACAAAUACCGGCGUCCUUCCUUUCGCCUUCCCUUCGUCUUGUGUGUUGAUAUCAGAAGAAGGCACGAACCAACCCACGACCUGAUACACACACACACACACACACACGCAACGUUCACUCGUUCAUCGCUGAAGGAAGCGCACCCACCUCGGAACCACUACAGCAGCUGCGUUGUUCCCUUCGUUCGACAUCUCUCUGUUUUGGCGCCCUUUGCGGAGAGGACAGGAUUGUGUUUGUGCGUGAAUUACGCAACAACUCUGUGUCUCGCUGCGUCCCGUCACUGCCGGGAUCGACAUCCGGAGACUCAAGUCACAAUAUCGCUGCUGCUCUUGUGAGUGGUGCCCAUCCAAGGAGUGGCACGCACCCACCCGUUGUACCCCCUUCGCGCUGCAUCAAGACAGGUUCCAACUACAGACCAUGAUGGCGUUUCGGUGCUCCGGCUCAGAUUCCGAUGACGAGGAAGAUACACAACAAAAGGCUCCCGUCACGCCUCCGUUACCGCCGAGAUCUCCCAAGAAAUUACACAGGACAGAGGAGCUCAGAAGACACUUCCCCACCCUCGCACCCCACAUCCAAGCACAGGAGGUGCAGCACGAGCGCUCGGUUGUGGAGCAGAACGUCGUCAACUCCAGUCUCGACAACCUCAACCUCGACGGGCCGCUGAAACGGUCGCCGUCGGCAUCGUCGCCCAACGAAUCGUUCCGCCCGCGAUCAUCAUCGCUCCCGCGCAACUUCUCACGCAAAUCCCUCGUCAGGAGCCACAGUCUGCGUCGGGUGUCGACGCCGGCGCCGCGCUGCUCGAGUCCUCUCGUCAAGAAAUCCUCCGCUCGCCCAACAACUGCUGGCGAAGCGAGUCUCCUGCGGCGGUCUGUGCGCGACGCCGCGUCGCUGUCGCCUGUACAGCGCUCACCGCACCUCCUCCCGUCAAGUCCAACCCCCGUCUUCGACUCAAACCCGCACAAGCGCCCCCACCUCGACCUUCCGUUUGCGCCCACAUCGUCGUCAUCGCCGUCAUCAUCGCCGCUGUUCCCCGCUGCAACGUCUGCAGGGACAACAGCAAUGACAGCAGGCACAUCCAUGCCUUCAUCCUCAUCGUCAGCGUUCACCACCACCACCACCACCACCACCACCACCACCACCACCAGUGGGUGCGGUACUAGCAGCGCACGCAACCCGUCACGGCGGCUGACGAGCAGCGUGAGCGCGGGGGUGAUUGCGGUGUCCCCGCACGUGAGGAGACGGUGUCUUGACAGCGGUCUCUCGGGACUGUCGCGAUUACCGUCAUCAUCGCAUGAUGGUGACCGCACACAACACCAUCACCACCAACAAUACCACCAACAAUACCACAACCACCAACAAUACCACCACCAACAAUACCACCAUCACUAUCAUCAGCAUGUAAGCCACUACAAUGGCAUGGCUGCUGAGGGCGAGAGUGAGGACGAGGGUUCGAGAGAAGGGAGGAGAAGUGCUGGCGCGACCACGGCGCUGCCAAUGGCACCUCGUGUUGCAAUGGAUGCUGGCGAUGAUGCAUUCAUGCCGUCCUCAUCAUCAGCGUCGUCGACAGCAAUACUGACGACGGAUGCCGACCUGCCAGUGCGUGCCGUUUCGCUGCCCACCACACCACUGCACUUACCAUCAUCAUCAUCGUCGUCGUCAGCGUUCGAUAUGGAGGCGUGAACACGCACACGCGUUGCGUGUUUACAUUGUGCGUUCCCGCGCUCCCUUCUUUCUCGUGUUACAUGGCUGCUCUCCUUGUCCCCCUUUCACGCUUGUUUAAUGCGUUUCAUGCAUGUGCAUAUUCUGCUUCUUUGCCCCCCCCCUCUCUCUCUCUCGACCUUAUGCUCGUAGGGAUAACGCUAUUUUCGAAAGGCCUUUUCCUCCCGCAUGAACACCCGGCCCCCACUGUCACCAGUUUUGCAUUUCACCUUGCACUUGCUCAUGCCCCCCCCCCUUUGCUAUCCUUUAAUCUCCCCGCAUCUCUGCUGCUUCCUGUUUAACUGCACUUAACGCUUCCCUGGUCAUGAACUGAUGUUCAUUCACUUCUAUCCCCGUACCUUUCUCUCUGUGUUACCAUCUCGGCUCGUCUACGUUUUCAUUUCGCGCGCGCGAGUGUGUGUGUGUGUGUGUGUGUGUGUGUGUGUGUGUGUGUGUGUGUGUGUGUGUGUGUGUGUGUGUGUGUGUGUUGAUAUUGACUGCUGUGCUUGUGACCCGUCACAAGAAGCGCACGCGCGAGUACAUCAUCAAGUAAGAUGUUCGCUCUUGUGUUCAUUGCAUCACCACGGGAAGGUAAAG